AUGAGCUCUACGGAUGAUCGUUUAGAGGAUAUUAUAAAGACUAUAGAUUUUGAGAAGGCUAAAAAAACUUCGAAGUACUCUAAAUUUAAAAGGAAAAAUAAAUCUAAAAAGGAGACCAGUAACGCUACCAAGACUUUUGAACCUCCUACUUGGCCUGUAAGUUCUGUCGAAGACUUGUUUCCUACAAAAAUUUAUCCUCAAGGUGAAAUUCAAGACUACAUCGAAGAGAACUCCUAUAGAUGUACGAAUGAAGAAAAAAGAGCCUUGGAUAGGUUGUCUGAAGAUAUGUACAAUGACGCCAGAAAGGCAGCAGAAGUUCACCGUAUAGUAAGAAAAGAUCUUCGAGAAUUUAUGAAACCAGGUUUAACAAUGAUUGAGAUUUGCGAGAGGGCUGAGCACGCUGUGCGAACGUUAAUUAAGGAAAACGGCCUUAAAGCCGGUAUCGCUUUUCCCACUGGUUGUUCAUUAAAUCACGUGGCAGCCCACUACACUCCAAAUAGAGGGGAUCCCACCGUUCUGCAGUACGACGACGUGUGCAAGGUCGACUUUGGAACUCACGUGAAUGGACUAAUUAUUGACUGCGCCUUUACUUGGACAGCCAAUCCCAGAUACGACCCGUUGGUUGCCGCAGUCAAGGAUGCUACUAAUACAGGGAUCCGUACGGCGGGGAUCGACGUCCGACUGUGCGACAUUGGAGCGGCUGUGCAAGAGGUUAUGGAGUCCUACGAAAUUGAGUUGGGCGGUGAAACGAAGCAGAUCAAGCCAAUCAAUAACUUGAGCGGACAUUCUAUUGAUCGAUACAGGAUACACGGGGGGAAAAAUGUUCCAAUCGUUAAAGGUGGCGGUGAAACGGACCGGAUGGAGGAAGGAGAAUUUUACGCUAUUGAGACAUUUGGCUCAACGGGAAGAGGACACGUUAGAGAUGAUCUGGAUUGCAGUCAUUACAUGAAAAACUUUGCCGGCCGUCGGGCGCCCAUUCGUUUGCAGAGGGCAAGGCAGCUUUUGAAUACCAUCAAUAAGCACUUUGGCACGCUGGCCUUUUGCCCACGCUACCUUGACUUCAUUGGAGAGCAACGGUACUCUUUUGCACUUAAAAGUCUGUGCGACAGCGGAAUUAUAGAUGCCUAUCCGCCAUUGGUGGACGUGAAGGGCUCCUACACUGCGCAAUUCGAACACACUAUUCUGUUGAGGCCCACUUGCAAAGAAGUUCUUACUCGUGGAGAUGACUACUAGCUACUUUGAACAAUAAUAAACACAAUGCAGUUAUUGCGUGGCCAUAACCAUGU
This is a messenger RNA of Zophobas morio, 1286 nucleotides long. RefSeq lists its product as uncharacterized. Gene Ontology annotation, cellular component: cytoplasm. NCBI's taxonomy places the organism in Eukaryota, Metazoa, Arthropoda, Insecta, Coleoptera, Tenebrionidae. Gene Ontology annotation, molecular function: metalloaminopeptidase activity. Bases 1 to 1233 code for a protein of 410 amino acids. Gene Ontology annotation, biological process: proteolysis. The record is from RefSeq and is a predicted model, not a curated record. The transcript has 13 exons.